Messenger RNA from Oldenlandia corymbosa var. corymbosa, 2282 nucleotides. Lineage: Eukaryota; Viridiplantae; Streptophyta; Magnoliopsida; Gentianales; Rubiaceae. The record is from the annotation of a GenBank genome assembly.
UAAUGAGAGAGGGGAAGGGGAAUGGGACCAAGUUGGCAGGGCGUGGGAGAGGACGAACAUGACUCUGUCGGUUGUUUUUAUGCUCUCAGUUUUGGUUGUUUGUUUGUUCAUUUUGUUGUUGUUGUUCUUCUUCUUAAUCUCAAAAUUUUCUUUCUAUUCAUUCACUCAGUUGUUUUCCACUUUGAAAAGAAAAAGAAAAAAAAAAAAACUCCUCUCCUUUCUUUUCAACCUUAGCUUCAUCUCAAGCAACCAAGCUGUCUCUUGUUGCUUACAUAGUUGGCCUGCUGGAACCACUGAAACACAAAACUCCCCCAGUCCUCCUUCUUCCACCCCACCACCACCUUCAAUUCAUUAUCUUUCUUCAAUGCUUUCCCUUUUAAAUAUUUUGCCUCUCAUCUUCUUAUCUCUUUUAGUUUAAACCCUUUUUUUAGUUUUCUUCUUCUUCUUCUUCCUAUUAUCCUUAUCUUCUUCUUUUUUCUUUUUUUUUCUAUUUCCUUUCUGAACUCCUUUUUUUUUGUUUUAAGAUUCGGAGACAUGAAACCAAACUGGAUGAGUUGAUGAGUUCCUAAGGUGGUGGAGAUGCUGGUGUUUGGUUUUUCUCUUAAGGUAUAGAUUCAGGGCCCCAUUUUGUGUGUGUGUUUCUUUUUUCUUAGCUCUUUUGUUUUCUUUCUUUUAAAGUUUAAACCCCAACCCCAGGAAAUAAAAGAGAAGAGAGAAACAAAAGAAAAAAGAUUUAGAUGACCCCUCCUCUUCCAUCUCCUCUCGUUAUCACUUAUAGAUCUUUGAUUCUCUCACUCAUCUCAAACCAAAGCUGUUGAAUUUUUUUUUCUGAAAAUUAGCUUCAGAAAAAUAAAAGCUUUUGCUUUUGAAGAUUAUUAGUUCUAGCUAGCUAGUUUUCCACCUAAGAGUAGAUUGAUUUUCUCCUAGGAUAGAUCAUUUAAGACCACCAGAUUGUCCAAUAAUUGAAGUUGUGAAAGUUGAAUAGUACAGUUGUGUUUGUUUCAGAAGUAAUUAAUCCUCCAGAAGAAAUGGCUUUAACUGGAGAAGAGAAAGAUAUGAGAAUGCCAGGUUCAUUAGGCUUUGACUCACUUGAUAACCUAGACCAUAAUACCCAUAACCACCACCAUCACAUUCAAGCCCAGCCGGAACAGCAACAACUCAUCCAGGAACCCAAAAUCCGGCCCCUUGGAAACAGCGCAACAAAUGCACUGAAUUCCGGUGGAUCUAAGCCCAAAUCCUCAUCUCCCUUUGGAAGGAGUAACAAUAGUAGUAAUGUAAGGUACCGAGAAUGCCUGAAGAACCACGCUGCCAGCAUCGGCGGAAACGUGACGGACGGAUGCGGCGAAUUCAUGCCCGGCGGUGAAGAAGGAAGCCUUGAAGCCUUCAAAUGCGCCGCCUGCCAGUGCCACCGCAACUUCCACCGUAAAGAAAUCAGCGGCGAGAACUCCUCCGCCGCCAUCGUGGUGCACCAGCUUCAGCUCCCUCCGCCGCUUCCGUCGCCCUCCAUGAACCAUCGCGGAGGAGGAGGAGGAGAGCAUCACUGGACUACUACUAUGGUUCAGCCGGUGAAGAUGGCCUUCGGCGGCUCCGGCGGAGGAGGAGGUGGAAGUGCAAGUGCAGCUACAGAUUCUUCAAGUGAGGAGCUGAAUUUCAACGCUUAUCAGUCAACUUCAAUUCCUCCGCCACCCCAAUUCGUUCUUGCUAAGAAGAGGUUUAGGACUAAGUUUUCUACAGAUCAGAAGGAGAAAAUGCUGGCAUUUGCUGACAAGCUUGGGUGGAGGAUCCCUAGGGAAGAUGAUACUGAAGUUCAGAGGUUUUGUGCUGAAGUUGGGGUGAAACGGCAAGUUUUUAAGGUUUGGAUGCAUAAUAACAAGAAUUCUGCUAAGAAGACUCCUCAAGAUCAAUCAUAAACACAACCAUUCUGGGAAAAAUUAAUUAAUAUUGCAGUGAGUUGGUAGGUAGAAGAAGAAGAAGAAGGAAUUAAUGAGAUUUGUAUAGGGUUAAGAGAUUUAGAGAUGGUGAUCAUGGAUUAUGGGUUCUUCUUGAUUAUUAUUAUUUACCAUUUUAUGUAUGGUUUUCUUUCUGUUUAUCUCCAUCACAUUGGUAGAGUUUUUUUUUUUUGUUAGUUUCAUGUCGAUUUUCUUUUGUGUUUUUAAUUAAGAGAACCUCCUUUCAGAAGUUCUAGAUUAAUUCCUUUUCGCUUUCUAGAUUCGAGGAGGACCAAUGUUUCUGCUUCCAAUCAUAUUCUUUUUUUUUCUUGGUUCACCUGCAUUAAAUCUGAU